AUGGAUAUGCAUGAGGUCGCUUCAAAAGUACAAACUCUAGUAGCGCUGCGCCACUUCGUGGCUGCGUUUGACGCCAGCCAAGUAAUUUCUAAGUCUGUGCAGCUUCGUAUCACAUCGGAUGUAGUAGUGGACGAAGCUACAGGCGAGAAGAUUUUUCUUAUCCAAAAGAAGCACUACUCGCUACACCGCCAACGCACGCUGCUGGAUGCACGAAAUGGGUUACCCGUGGCCAUGCUGCGCCUGAGUAUGUUUAAUAAAACUCCGACUUACAGUGCCUAUCCAAGGACGGAAUACGAGGAGACGCCUUGUGUAUUUAAAUUUACGGCUGAUGACACAAUUGUGCGCUCUGAGUUCACUGAUCUCGUCGGUGGCCAACACUGCACUAUUGGUUGUGACCGACCUCCAAAUAGCAGCGAGGAGCUCACCUUUUGGCUUGUGCGCGGCUCUGGUGACACGGCUGACGAACAGCAGACCAUCGCCCGGCUAUCCUUUUCAAAGGCUGAGGAGAAUCAAAGCAUCACAGUAGAAGUGGCUCCUGGUGUGGACCGGAUGAUGAUGGUCCUUAUCUGCAUCGGUCUGCUCGACGAGAGCCAUGACGAGGAAUAA
Plasmopara halstedii is the source of this 606-nucleotide messenger RNA. Its product is annotated as Tubby C-terminal-like domain. NCBI's taxonomy places the organism in Eukaryota, Oomycota, Peronosporomycetes, Peronosporales, Peronosporaceae. The record is from RefSeq and is a predicted model, not a curated record. The coding region runs from base 1 to 606 and encodes 201 amino acids. The transcript is spliced from 2 exons.